Molecule: messenger RNA, 1716 nt
Organism: Cyprinodon variegatus (sheepshead minnow)
Lineage: Eukaryota; Metazoa; Chordata; Actinopteri; Cyprinodontiformes; Cyprinodontidae
Gene: btbd17a
Product: BTB/POZ domain-containing protein 17-like
Exons: 3
Coding region: 37-1479 (480 amino acids)
Molecular function (GO): protein binding
Source: RefSeq, a predicted model, not a curated record
AUGUUCCAGCAGCAGUGAGGACAGACAGGAGAAAAGAUGAGGAAACAGACUGAUAUCAUCAAGGCAUGGAUGCUGCUUCUUACCAUGUGGUUCCAGAUUGAGGCUGCUGCAGGCCUGCUGAAAGUUGAGCUAAGCCAGGACGAAGGCAUUGAAGGUAACACCAUCAGCCACUCAAAAGUCCUGGUGCAGCGUCUGGAAGCCCUGCUGGUUCAGGGGAAUGGAAGUGAUGUGUCUCUACGUGUGGAGACGCCCAAUGCAGAUGAAGUGAAGAUGAUCCAAGCUCACUCCUUGGUGCUCUCCUUGCAGAGCCCAGUGUUUGCAGGGAUGCUGCAGAGCCACAACAGCAGCACUAUGGUGCUAAGAGAGAGCUCGGACUGCGCCGCUGUGUUUGACAAGUUCAUCAGAUAUCUGUAUUGUGGAGAAAUUUCUCUUCGUCUUGAACAGGCCACUCCUCUGCACAAGCUGGCCACCAAGUACCAAGUGCAGAGUCUCCAGCAGGGUGUCACCCUCUAUAUGACCCAGAAUCUGGCUAGAGACUCCCCCUCAGGUCAUGUGGCAGGCUGGUAUGAGUAUGCUCUGCAGACAGGGGACAUUGACCUGAGGGAUAAAUGUCUGCAGUACCUGGCCUGGAACCUGUCUGCAGUGCUGCAGAGCGGAGAAUGGGUGACCAUCAGCAGCCAACUGCUCAUGACACUGCUGCAGCGCUCUGACCUUGUCCUCCAGAGUGAGAUGGAGCUGUUUGCAGCUCUGGAGGCCUGGAUUAUCAAUAACGAGCCUGAUGGUUUGACUGUGGAGAAUGCAUUAAGAGCUGUACGUUAUGCCAUGAUGCCCCCCAGGGAGCUUUUCCGUCUUCAGACCCAAUCUACAGUCCUGGCUCGCUAUCAGGAGUCAGUCCGUGACCUGCUGUACAUGUCCUACCAGUUUCACUCUGCCUCGCCACUACAGAUGGCAAAAUUCUUUGAUGUGAAUUGUAGCCUUUUUGUCCCAAGAAAUUACCUGUCUACAGCUUGGGGUUCACCGUGGAUUAUCAACAAUCCAACACGGGAUGACCGCAGCACCAGCUUCCAAACUCAACUGGGGCCCAGCAGCCACGAUGCCAGCAAACGAGUGACCUGGAAUGCCAUGUUCUCACCACGCUGGUUACCUCUCAGCAUGAGGCCGAUGUACACAGAGACUGGUGCCAUGCAGCCGACUCGUGUUGAAGGAGGGCGCCCUCGCAUCAUAAUCACUCCAGCCACAUCCAGUGCAGAUUUUGCAGGUGUGAACUUCCAGAAAACGGUACUUGUAAUGGCUCAACAGCAUGGUAAGCUGUUCGUCAAGCACGUCUACAACUUCCACCAGAGCACGGAGGAAAAUGGUGACUUCUUAGCCGAAGCCGACCUGUAUCUGCGCACAUCUGAUUACCUCAUUGACAGCUCCCUCUUUCUCCAUGUUGUGGUGAAACCAUUAUACCAAACCCUCAUAACCCCUAAAAACUGAUCCUUCUAAUUUGACCAAUCCAGCCCUCAUUCAUAUCUGAAUCCUAGCUGGGUCUUCUUUGUGUCUUUUCACAUAAAAGUACUGUUUUCAUUGGGCAACUAAGAUUUUGAGUGUUCUUGUCUGAUGACAAUAUUCAAGAAGGAAAUCAGAGUUAAAAUCUCAUAGCUUGGUGCUGCUCCCAGUUGUUGCACUAUCGACUAAAUCCCAUUGAAAAUCCAAAAUGCUUAAAAAGCUUUU